AUGACGCAGGCAUCACACCCAGAAAAUCAGCCGAAAGAUGCUAUCUUUCGAAAUUUCACCGCCCAACAGGCUACCAAUUAUGCGGAAGGUCGCAUUGGGUACUCUGAAAAGCUAAUUGACUUUGUGAUGAAAGAGCACAACUCUACUGGUGGUAGCAACGGAACUGUGGUGGAUGUAGGCUGUGGACCGGGUCCUGCGACGCGAUUGCUGGCGCCGCACUUUGAUGUCGUUUAUGGAGCUGAUCCGGGAGAGAGUAUGAUCCAGACAGCCAAGGAGCUCAGUGGGACAACUAAGAAUGGUAGCCCGAUUGUGUAUGAGGUGAUUGGCGCUGAGGAUAUUGACAAGAUUGAUGGCCUUGAACACUCUUCAGUUGAUCUUAUCACAGCCGCUACUGCGGCUCACUGGUUUGAAAUGCCCGAGUUCUGGAAAGCGGCUGCCAAGUUACUCAAGCCAGGAGGAACUGUUGGUAUAUGGACAGCUUUCAGAAACUCCAACGCGUCCGAGGACAAACUCUCAGCCAUAUAUGACGACUUCUCAGAGAACGUGCUUGCACCGUACACCGCAGAGGGUACAAAGCUCACGCACGACGGAUACAUCAAUCUGCCUAUGCCAUGGGAUGACCCAGACACCGCUUCAUUGUACGACAAGAAAUCGUCUGCGCGCCACGAGCUCAAGGGGAAUGAUGGAUAUCUUCCCAAAACCUACACGCGGUUCACUGAAGCUGGGGGUUUCCCGCUAGACAAGCAGCUGAUGAUGUUUGAAAAGCUUGUUCACAGUUUCGGAGCUGUCAAUCGAUGGCAAGAAGCGAAUCCCGAGCUGGUUGGGACCGAGAGUGACAUUGUGAAGAUUCUCUUGCAGAAAGUACGUGAUGCAGCUGAGGAAAAUGGUGGUUCACUGGACUGGUCGGUUAUGGCAGAUAGGCUGGCUGUUGCGGUGAUUUUGGUGAAGAGAGCAUGA
Messenger RNA from Fusarium coffeatum, 957 nucleotides. RefSeq lists its product as uncharacterized. The record is from RefSeq and is a predicted model, not a curated record. NCBI's taxonomy places the organism in Eukaryota, Fungi, Ascomycota, Sordariomycetes, Hypocreales, Nectriaceae. Bases 1 to 957 code for a protein of 318 amino acids. Gene Ontology annotation, molecular function: S-adenosylmethionine-dependent methyltransferase activity. The transcript is spliced from 3 exons.